UCCAGGCUCCCAAAUUCUCUAGGUGCACCUCUGGGCCCUCUGCUGGCAGUAGAGCAGUGUCUGUCUUUCGUGAGUUUCGGUUUUCGGUGCUCUGAUGUGCCUUUACUUUGAAAUGGUGCAAAGUUUUGCAAGCGAAGGGAGGCUCUCUCUCUCUCUCUCUCUCUCCAGCACUGAGGAAGUAGGGGAGGGCCUGGAAGAAGAGCAGCCGCCAGCUCGGACUGCCAAGGGGACAGGCAGGAGUUUCCCUUCCCCUGCUGAGCUGCCUCGAGGAGGCGUGAUCAAGGGCCUCGGAUUCAGGAUUUUUGUGAUCAAGGGGCCUCCUGGGAGCCCCACAUGAUGGUCAGAGACGUUUCCUACCAGCCUCUCCCGACCACUGAAAGCAUGGACUGUCUGGAGAAGAGAGGCAGAUGCAGGCUGGGCAAGCCAGUCAUCCAGUGUGCGGUGAUGGGGGUUGUUCUGGCCGUGCUAUGCCUCACUUUCUUGGGCUUCUACCUGCAUUGGAAACGGGGCGUCCAGUUGGGGGCAUGCCAGCUGCAGGCGCAGACGACGGCCCUGGAAGCCUCCUUCAGAAAGGACAGGGCAGAGUUGGAGGCAGCAGAGGCCCGGGCCAAGGAGGAGGGAGCCCGGCUGCGGGCUGAGCUGGGGGCCACCAACCGAAGCCUUGGCCAAGCCCAGCAGGGCUGGGAUACCUGCCGGAAGGAGCUGAACACCUUGCAAAAAAACAUCAAGUCCCAGAGGGAAGAAAGUGAUUCCGAGAACCGCAGACUCCGUGAAGAAAUCCAACACCUCCAGCAGAAAGUUUCCACCCAAUCACAGCAGUUGGAAGCUGCCCAGCAGAACGCUUACACCCAAUCGCAGCAGUUGGAAGCUGCCCAGCAGAGCGUUUACGCCAAAUCGCAGCAGUUGGAAGCUGUCCAGCGGAAGUUACAGCAGGAAUGGCAGCGAAACAGGGACCUGCGGGAGCAGCUAUAUAACGCACAAGCAAGGAGUGGGUCCAUAUUCCAUGAUCUGAGCCAAGCCCUUGUCCUACUGGUUCUGGCAGGGCUCCUCCUUCUCCGUCUUUGACUCCAUCACCACCUUGUGGCCAUCAAGGGAAAGGCCCCUCUCUAGCCUUUUUGAACACGGCAGGUAUCUAGUAACGAGCCAACCUUACGGGCUAGCUUGCUGCAGUAAUGUUUGUAUUUUCCUUAAAUAGUUUGCAUCCUGGUCUGUGACACGUGGACAGACUGCUGCAGUGCCUGACUUAUUUCCCAAGAGUUGCACCUGACGCGCUUUCUGUUUUUUUGUGGGAUCUUUUUUAAAGGCAACUGUCUUAUAGACAUUUUCAACAAAGGUAAAAUGAGCAGCUCAGUCUAGAAAGAUGUCCGUUUCUUGUGAAAGAUCCAGCACAACCGUAGGAAACAUUUCCAGGUGAAUUACUAUUUCAGGGUAUUUAUGUGCACAUAGGAACACAGGAAGCUGCCUCCUACUGAGUCAGACCCUUGGUCCAUCUAGCUCAGUACUGUCUACACAGACUGGCAGCGGCUUCUCCAAGGUUACGGGCAGGAGUCUCUCUCGGCCCGAUAUGAUGACAGAUAUCUUGGGAGAUGCCAGGGAAAGAACUUCUGCGUGCAAGCAGGUGGGGGCUCUACCCAGAGCAGCCCCAUGCCCUGAGGGGAAUAUCUGAUGGUGCUCACACAUGUCGUCUCCCAUUCAAAUGCAAGCCAGGGCAGACCCUGCUUAGCCAAGGGGGCAAUUCAUGCUUGCUACCACAAGACCAGCUCUCCUCCUUACACACAUACCUUUCACUACAUGCAUCUUUCCAAAAAGAGUUAUAGGCCAAGAGUGGCUUCUGAGAGAGUCUCGGCUUUCUGAGGGCCCUCACUGAUCUAUCCGAGACUGACAAGAGGAACAGAGCUUAUGUUUCUGACUGGUGGCCGGGAUGGGGUGGGUUAAUUCCGUCUUGCUCCCCUCCCUGCCUAAGGCCUCUCUCCAGAUGGAACUGACUCUCUGCCUUUGGGCAUCAAGGGCAAAGGAGCAAGAGGGUGGGGUGGGGAGAACCGUCCCUCGGCCACCAGGGUCUGGUGGGGGUGGGUGCCAAGACACCACCUUGCCCCCAGCCAGGGCACCCCCCUUGCCCCCUCCCACACUUAGCCGGCUAACGCAGUGCUCGCCAAUGGCUGAGUUGGGAUGGCGCAGGGUGGGGUGCCUACCCAGGCAGAAUUUGAACAAAACACUGAGUGGGAAGGACAGGAGAGGCUCUGGGCAGGCCCUUUCCUGAACAAUAGCCACUCUCCCCGCAUCCGGCAUCAAGGGGAGUGGCUAAUAGGCUUUUAAUUGCUACUGUUUUGAUUGUUCGUAAUGUUGUUUUAGAAUAUUGUGGGGGUUUUUUAAUUAAGUUGUUGUGUUUUAAAUUUCUUGUUUUUGUUUUUAAACUAAUGUUUUACUGUUGUUUUUAUCUUCUUGUAAACCGUCCAGAGACAUAAGUUUGGGGUGGUAUAAUAUAUGUUAAAUAAGUAAACUUUGCCUGAUAACUUGGCAAAGAGGCACCUUUGAACAUGGUGAUUCUUUUUAUUUAGCAGGGGGAGAGCAACUGGCCCUAUCCACCCCCAGCACAGCACCCCUCCAGUGACUGUUGCUGGUGUCUAUCUUAUGUUUCUUUUUAGACUGUGAGCCCUCUGGGGACAGGGAUCCAUCUUUAUUUAUUGAUUAUUUCUCUGUGUAAACCACCCUGAGCCAUUUUUGGGAGGCUGGUAUAGAAAUGGAAUAAAUAAUAAAUCCAUAAAUAAAAUAAUACCACGGAA
Messenger RNA from Hemicordylus capensis (graceful crag lizard), 2783 nucleotides. RefSeq lists its product as uncharacterized. Lineage: Eukaryota; Metazoa; Chordata; Lepidosauria; Squamata; Cordylidae. The transcript has 4 exons. Bases 334 to 1065 code for a protein of 243 amino acids. The record is from RefSeq and is a predicted model, not a curated record.